AUGGACAUCCACUCGACGAGCUCGGAUUCAAACGUGGAAGCUGAAGUUAACAACACUCCCAUUGAUCUCACUCUAUGGGAGAAUUUUAUCAAGAAUGAGAGUGUCACGGCUCAGGAGGUCAAAAGCUAUAUUCAUCAGCAUGAUCUUACGAAAGUCGAGCCAUAUGAGCCAGGAAAAAAUGAAAUCCAACCAUGCAAAACAUCCAAGGCGGAGGAAGGCUCUGAUGAUGCAGGUUAUCAUCCAGGUUACCUGUCCUUUGGUGACGAUGGGACUACUGCCACCAUUACGACGAGGGGCCAGCAUGUGCAGAUAAGUCGGUACCUUGGCUACGGCCCUUCGGGCUUUGUCUCCAUGGAUCAUAAAUCUAUGGAUGAGCCAUAUCUGGGCUUUUUCCGAAGACACACGGUUUUGGGGAUGAUCGAAGAUGAAAUAGGCUUUGGGUCCGGUGUCUUGGUAGGUGAAAAUGACUACGAACCAUCUAAGGCCUCUUGGAUCCGUAACAAGUGGCCCCGGAUCGUGACCAAGGGAGAAGAUCGGUUAAUGGUUCAAAGCUACUAUGUGAAGAAUGGGGUGGUUAUCCAGGACACCGUUAUCUAUAAUCGGAGCAACAAGAACUUAGAAGUAACGCCUAGCGUCAAUUUCGAUAUUCUCACUCGCCAGCUAGAGUAUCUUGAUGCCUCCAACAGCUUCAACGAGGACAACGAGACGAGUGAAUGGGAUGGUACACAGGGCGCGGCAAGCUACACAAACUCCGCCGGGCCUGGCGGAUAUGGAUUCGUUCAAAUACACCGAACCCCAUCAAAAGGGCGAGCAGAUUCAGAUGUACCAUAUCCAGACGCUGUUGCGUCGGUUUGGGGUUUUUUUAAAAAUGGAAAAGUGCAGACGAAGCAGAGCUUUCAACAAGCUCAACCCUUCACGCUCGAGCCGAAUAUGAAGUCCCGCUUGAUCACUGGCUAUAAACUGGUUCUCUUAUCUGCCAGUGUCUCGGACUGGAAGUCUUUGACGAUAUCCGCAGCGGACGUUGAUAUGAACAGCUUCUUGCGUAAGACACAGCCCAAAGAAAGGGUAGAGAGCGUGAUGCUUCAGGACCCGUCGACGACAUCCGGAUUUUCCAUAUCUCGGAUUGUUGAGCACAUCUUGACCGUUUGUGCAAUACCAAUAACCCGCGGUUAUGUUUGGGAGAGCGGUAAUCCAGCCAAGGAAGAGGUUGAAGCAAUUGCAUUGACAAAUGGCGAGAUGUCAUUCCACGAAGUCUCCGCGAGGGAAAGCUUCUUCGCGUUUAAACUUUUGCUAGAAGUUGCGAAGACCUUGAAAGACGGAGAUCCACUGAAAGAUGGAGAUUCACUGAAAGCUCGAAUCAAAAGAGUGUGUGAGGGACAUCUGAAAUGGGUUUUCACGUUCGCGAAGCUUCAAGAAACCAAAUUCGCCGGGAAAUACUGGGCCAAUGGGGAGAUAAUAAAGAGCCUGCUUCCUGAUGACGAGCCCACCAACACGCCUUUCCAGAUUCUUAAGCUAUACGAGUAUCACAAGACUUUUGACUCAUGUGAUGAAUCAUGUGAUCAUAAAAAGAUCAUGAGUUACCUCAAUGGAUUCUCACCCAUGGGCUGGAUCAAGUCUCUCGACAAGGCAAAUGUGCGCAAAGCGUACGCAUGGCGUCACGUAUGUCGCGCUGGCAUUAAUCAUUUCCGGUUAGAUGACCACAUUUGGAUUUACAACUGUCUGUCCGCUAUUAGUGACAUAGAGAACUGGAGUGAUGCACGAGGAAAAAAGAACCCACGCAAGAAUGGCGACGAAGAGGAACGCGAACGCUACCGUCUCAUGGAAAUGUACGAUCCUACACGGGUGAAGCACGAAUUCAUCAAGCGAUUCACAACAACCUAUGAAAACAAGCAGCGUAUGAUCGCCGUAAUGAGGUCACCGAGAGAGAGUCGAUUUCAGUUCCACUCCAAGGAUACUGCCCUUUUCUAUCCCUUGGUGGAUCGUGUAUUUUUGCCUAGCAACUCAGCUUGGAAAGCCACCCUGGAAGCCCAAAAAAGGUUCCUGUCCAACACCGAUCCUAACUUCGACAACCUCUUGUAUCAUGGGCUGUGCAUGCUUAUGGCAAAAGAGGGGGUCUCUAUGUUACAGAAAGACCAAGAGAAAAGCUUCAAACAGGCCGCGAGCUUUCUGACUGAGAAUCUGCUGGGAAAUGGGCUUUUUCCGACCAACGUGGAAGAUCGCUGGGGAAGCCGCAGUCACCACUGCUUUCAGAUAUCUUUUGAGAUACCCUAUAUCCUCUGGAGUCUGCGGGACUAUUCCCCUCAAGCAAAGGAGGCACAGCCCUCAACCGACACCAGUCCCUCGACAGGAAAUCCACUUGCCGAAAACCUUGACCCCCUUGACGGAAUAAUUCCCUCCAACCGCCCGAUUGACGAAAAAAGCGUCAUCAGCGUUACAGAAGAAUGGCUCUAUAACCGCCCCACUUUCUUCGAUUGGAAACCAUCCACGGAAAUCCUUCGCGGAGCGGGAUUGACGCAGGGGAAAUCACACAACCCACUGCCAGUCCGAGAUAUGAAGGAUAACCCCUACCACUUGUUUUUUUUGAGGAUUGAUGAGCAUCGCGAGGAGGUAGAGAAUGACACCGAGAAGGAAAGUGCGGAAGUGAUCAAUAGAGCCUUUUCGGACUGGGAAAAGCGUCGUCAAAAGUCCGACGACUCAUACGAGCCACUGGAACCGGAGCAAGGUCAGCGUAGGUCUUUUUUGCUUCUCGACGUAGCAAGGAAGAAAGGGUCCGAAAGGAUGAAGUCCGAAAUCAAGACCAAUGCCAAGGGAACAAAUAAUAUCGGUGUGGGAUGGGAGCAGUUAACUCAAACUCGACGUGAGGAAGAGGUAAAGAAGCGCCUGCUGUGGUUCGAGCGUCCUUUAACAGACUACAGCCUCAUGUGCUAUCUAUCUGCCCCUGAAGCAGAGCAGAGUGCCAUCUCUACAUUUUUCCAGCGUCAUACGACAUCCCUGAACUUCUUUGAAGACACCACAAAUCAAGUAAUGAACACUUGGGAAACCGAAUUCCAUUGCAAGUUUCUGCAAAUUAUCGACCACAAGAAUUCGACCGAUGGAAAAGGCUCAGCUGACAGUAAGCUGAAUGGUCAGAGUGAUCGUGAAAAACAGAAAGGUUGUGAGAAUUCAAAUGAUCAUAAAGACUCAAGGCAUCCUGAGGAAUUGAACGACUUUCGGGAGCUUUGCCCGAUGCUCACAUCUUCGGCAUAUGCCCCAUUCAUAAUCGAAGACAAGGCACUUGUUCGGGCAUCUGCGAGUUUCAGAGUAACUGGAGACUUUUUCGAUAAGUUCUGGACUUUCUACAUUGUCGAGAAUUUCCCAGGGACACAGCCCGAGCAUCUGCUCUACUUUCUUGGAAAGGACAGCAAGCAACUCAAGCGAGCAUUGGCCUAUUCACCGCCAAAGGCAUGGCAGCAGAGAAACGUCCUAGAGCCUAUGCUCAUGCGCCGGAUUUUGGGUGAAGUCAACCGAAGCACCAGAGACAUUCUGGGCUUCUUGGAGGAUCGUAUCGAGAAAGACAAAAAGAAUCUUGCCUCUCGCGUCUCCGACAAAUACUUUGUAUCUCUAAGCACAUGGGCUCUCUUACACAAGACACUUGACAUGUUAAAGGCCGAUUUGGAGAGUAUAUCAACGCAUAUCGAUGACUGGAAUUCCAGAGAGCGAGAUCGAAAGGGUGAAAGACCCCGGUGGACCAAAAGCGAUGAGCACAAGUAUCGCCACUCUAUCACCGCCAUUGACAUUCUCAACCAAAGAGCGCUCCGAGUCCUUGUCGGAAACAAGGCCAGAAUCGAGUCACUCGAGAAAUCUUUGAAUUUCCAUGAGAACCGCACCAAGAAUCGAUACGAUGAAGAAAUGAACCUUCGAAACUAUCAGCAAAACCAGAACAUCAAGUACUUCACCUAUUCCACUGUAUUCUUCCUGCCUCUCGGGUUUGGGACAAGCAUAUACAGUAUGUCUGCUCCGCCCCCGCCGGGCGUCAUUUGGAAAAUGGUGGCUUGUGCUGUGAUCGCGUUUGUCGUUCUGAUACUUGCUGUUCGUCUAUCCCCUUACAUCUUGGGGUCUGGAAAGGCACAAAUCCUGAAGUCGGUUGAGUCGGCCUUGACUCCGUCACUGUCCACCGCAGUCAAAGAGUCAGAGAUUAAGCCACCUGAUAAUCAUAAGGAAGAAGCCCGCCCGGAAAGCAACAGAGAAGGUAACAGAGACUCGCCUCGGCAUGAACAUUCAAGAAGGUUUUCCAGAGUCUUUGCAUUUAUGAAACAAAGAACCAAAAAGACGCAAGCAGAUGAUCCAGAAAAUAUCCCUCCAUCCCACACUAGACAGGAAGAGACUUAGAAUACAGCAGAGACGGUUCCGAUCACCAUGUGAGAGGCGCAGUCAAGACUGUUUUCUUUUCGCAUCAUAGCAUUUGGGAGACCUCAGUUUCCGGUCUCCUCGAGAAGAAUCACUGUGUAUCUACCGUGACUGAUGUUUUGUAUUGGACAAUCUUAUUCGUGGCCUCACUCAUCUCAGUGACAUCGUG
This is a messenger RNA of Aspergillus saccharolyticus JOP 1030-1, 4555 nucleotides long. RefSeq lists its product as uncharacterized. The transcript has 3 exons. NCBI's taxonomy places the organism in Eukaryota, Fungi, Ascomycota, Eurotiomycetes, Eurotiales, Aspergillaceae. Gene Ontology annotation, biological process: metal ion transport; transmembrane transport. Gene Ontology annotation, molecular function: metal ion transmembrane transporter activity. Bases 1 to 4368 code for a protein of 1455 amino acids. The record is from RefSeq and is a predicted model, not a curated record. Gene Ontology annotation, cellular component: membrane.